Messenger RNA from Moneuplotes crassus, 578 nucleotides. The record is from the annotation of a GenBank genome assembly. NCBI's taxonomy places the organism in Eukaryota, Ciliophora, Spirotrichea, Euplotida, Euplotidae.
AUUAAACUGAAUGUCUGACAAUAGCCUGUGUGACUCUGAUGAAUCAUCAUUCGACCCAAUGAAAUCUAGGGUUAAGGAGUUUGUCUAUUACCGGAAGCAAAAAGAAAUCAAAGCCAAAGAAGAAGCAGAGGGUAAGAAAAGAUCUACGCCCAUGAAUUAUUCUAAUGGAAAGACAAAGACUCAGAAAUUUAAGAAUACUCCAGCUGCCUAUCCUGAAGGAAUGGGAGAUGAUUUCUGCACUGAGCAAGGGCAGAAGAAAAUUAAAGGAAUGGGAAUGGGGGAUAAAUACAUAGACAAUGUUUUCAGAAGUAAAUAAAAUGCAACAUAUGACACGAGAAGAGAGGAAAGAAGCAUAUAGACUUGUAGAGGAAGAUUUUAUCCAAAAUGAAGACAAAUUUAGAAACAUCAAAGAAUAUGAGCCAGGAAAAGGGAUAAACCUUCCCCUCUCAUCACAUGGCUGAAACCGUAAGGAUAUGCAAUGAAGAAAGGCAGAUGUAGGAAAUCCGAUGAAGAUUAAGCAUUAAUUUUGCUGAUUCCUCAAAAUUAUAUUACUAAUUAUUCAGAAUGAUCAUCUUUAU